GUGGGCGGGGCCUGGCCUGUGGGCGGGGCUGAGCUCAGUAAUGGCGGCGGCGGCGGCAGCGAACCUCCCUCCCGCGGGGCCCAACGCCGCCUCCCGGUGCCCGCGCCCGGCGCCCGGCUGCUCCGUCAAGGUUCUAGAAUGUGGAGUAUGUGAAGAUGUUUUCAGUCUGCAGGGUGACAAAGUACCUCGCCUGCUCCUCUGUGGUCACACUGUUUGCCAUGAUUGUCUCACCCGCCUUCCACUACAAGGAAGGGCAGUACAUUGUCCAUUUGACCGACAGGCGACUGAACUAGGUGAUUCCGGUGUCUGGGGCUUAAAGAAAAACUUUGCUUUGCUGGAACUCCUAGAACGGUUGCAGAAUGGCACUGUAAAUCACCGUGGAGCUUCUGUCGAGUUUCUGGGAAUAUCAGGAGAGCAUAUUAUCCGCUGUGACGAAGAUGAAAACCACAAUGCAUCCAUGUAUUGUACUGUGUGUGCAACUCAUCUUUGUGCAGACUGCUCCCAGUUAACACACUCUACACGGACGUUGGCCAAACACCGACGCGUGCCUCUGGCUGACAAACCCCAUGAGAAGACGAUGUGCUCUCAACAUCAGGUGCAUGUAAUCGAAUUUGUUUGUUUAGAGGAAGGAUGUCAAACAAGUCCAUUAAUGUGCUGCGUAUGCAAGGAAUAUGCAAAGCAUCAAGGACACAAGAAUACACUCUUGGAAAGUGAAGCAGAUCAAAUCCGUGCAUCUAUUUUGGAUAUGGCGCACUGCAUUCGCACGUUUACAGAAGAAAUCUCUGACUAUUCUCGAAAACUAGGUGGGAUUAUUCAGAAAGUUGAGGGAGGUGAACACAGAAUUGGGAUUACUCAUACAGAACAUGUACCAGGUACCGCUGAGAAUGCACGAUCCUGUGUUCGUGCUUACUUUGCAGAAUUGCACGGAACACUGUGUCGACAGGAGGAAAUGGCACUAAGUGUGGUUGAUGCUCAUGUGCGAGAGAAAUUGAUAUGGCUAAGGCAACAGCAAGAGGACAUGACAAUUCUACUUUCUCAAGUUUCAACGGCUUGUCUCUACUGUGAAAAAACGUUACAGCAGGAUGAUUGUCGAGUAGUGAUGGCUAAACAGGAGAUUACUCGUUUAUUGGAAACGUUACAGAAGCAACAACAACAAUUCACAGAGCUUGCUGAUCAUAUCCAAGUGGACGGCUGCAUCUCUGUAACCUUCACAAAGGAUAACCGUGUUCAUAUUGGACCCAAAAUGGAGAUACGUGUUGUUACUUUAGGACUGGAUGGAUCAGGCAAAACAACUAUUCUUUUCAAAUUGAAGCAGGAUGAAUUUAUGCAGCCUAUUCCUACGAUAGGUUUUAAUGUGGAAACUGUAGAAUACAAAAACCUCAAGUUUACUAUUUGGGAUGUCGGAGGCAAACAUAAACUGAGACCGCUCUGGAAACAUUAUUACCUCAACACACAAGCAGUUGUAUUUGUAAUUGAUAGCAGCAACAGGGACCGAUUAAUGGAAGCACACAGUGAAUUGGCCAAGUUGUUGGCUGAAAAGGAGUUACGGGAUGCUUUACUCCUCAUCUUUGCCAAUAAACAGGAUGUGACCGGAGUAUUAACAAUAGAAGAGAUGACGCAGUUACUCAGUCUGCACAAGCUGUGCUGUGGUCGCAGCUGGCAUAUUCAAGGCUGUGAUGCUCAGAGUGGCUUGGGACUACAUGAAGGAUUAGACUGGCUCUCAAGACAAUUAGUGGCUGCAGGUGUACUGGAUGUAGCUUAAUCUUGUAGCACAAUAAGGUCUACCUGUAUAUAGCUGCUUUGCAUGUGUCUGUAACAUCUGUAGAUUUGGAGAAAUGUAACUCCAUUUUGAAUUCCAACAGACUAGAAAUGUAUAAACAAUGUGAUUGAGAAGGCAAGUUCUUCGAAAAUUAAUUUACGUUUUUUUUAAUGCAGUUAAUUUUCUUGUGGCUUUGUGGGUUAGUAUGUUGUCUCUUAAGCACUUACUAUUUAAAAAUUUAGUUUUGAUUUAUAGUGCUGUAAAAGUUUUGAACAUAUUUAUUGCAAAGUGUCUUCACAAAAAUUAAUUUCACUACAUUACCAUUGUAGAUUGUAUUAUGCAUUAACGAGCUAUGAAACUGAACUGUAAAUGACAUCUGUUAAUUACCUGUAACUAUCAAUUUAUAUUGAAUAUAGUGUGCACAAAAAUGAGCAGCCUGAACAUCAUUGGCUUUGUAAUAAGCUUAACUUAAUUUGCAUUAUAAUUAAAAAGCAGGUUUGGUAAGAACAUUUUAUUCUGUCAAAUUGUAUUCAAUUGAGAAUUGCAAAAUCAGCCCCCUUUGCUCAACUGAAUUCCUCAGCAGCUGUAUUUGUAUAUUUUUAAAAAAAAUCAUGGUUUGUGACAGCUCUGAACUUUGAGACCAGGGCAAUCACAUUACUGGCUGUGUAUUUGCAGCCAGUUGGCAACAUCAAAUGGGGAAUUUUUGAAUAAAUUACAGUCCCAGGCCUUUUAAAAGAUGUACAGCAUGGAUAUUUAAUUGUUGCAUUUACUAAACAGUUUGCCAAAGUCAAAUUAAAAAGUUACCAGAUUUUUUGGACCAAAA
Messenger RNA from Leucoraja erinaceus (little skate), 2582 nucleotides. RefSeq names its product tripartite motif containing 23 (gene trim23). The record is from RefSeq and is a predicted model, not a curated record. Bases 41 to 1762 code for a protein of 573 amino acids. Gene Ontology annotation, molecular function: GTP binding; zinc ion binding; GTPase activity. NCBI's taxonomy places the organism in Eukaryota, Metazoa, Chordata, Chondrichthyes, Rajiformes, Rajidae. The transcript has 11 exons. Gene Ontology annotation, biological process: intracellular protein transport; vesicle-mediated transport. Gene Ontology annotation, cellular component: lysosomal membrane; plasma membrane; cytoplasm.